Molecule: messenger RNA, 774 nt
Organism: Didymodactylos carnosus
Lineage: Eukaryota; Metazoa; Rotifera; Eurotatoria; Philodinida; Philodinidae
Source: the annotation of a GenBank genome assembly
AUGUCUACGUCUACCAAUCCACCAGCUGCCAGCACAACAGAAAAACCUCCGUCACGUGCACAAUCAGCUACACAUAAAAGUGAAACUACCAAAAAUACUGUAACAAGCAAUUUGCCUGCUGGCAAUCCUCAGAUUCCACGUCCUGCUUCUGCUUCUAAAGUUACUUCGAACUCCAAUACAACUAACAGUACUACACCACCAGCUACGACACUCACAUCUUCAACUGGUGCCGAUAAAGACAAGGCCGAUGUCGCAACCGAAACCACCAACACCACUCUUGUCGAUAAGAAUGAACAAAUGAAGACGGCGACGACAAAACAUGGUGAUACAACUACUGCAACAGCCAGUACGUCUGAUCCGUCGUCGAAUAACGACGAUAAAACAAAAACAACUAGACCUGUUUCUUCUUCCAUUCAACAACGUCCACCCUCUGCUGCAAACAAGACAAAUGAAGACACUAAAACAACAGGAUCGCACAGUGAGACAAAAACAGCAACAAUGGAAACACGUGUGACAGAAGCACAACUUACAGGCGAACUCGACAAUACAAGUGCGACAUCCACUACGGCAUCUAAUCAAGAACAACAGCCACAAGUACCACCUCAGCGUCCGCCGAGUCGUACAGGCUCUGCCGGAUCAAAGAAAGCGGCAGCGACAACGGGAGAAGACGACCAAAGAACAAUUACUACAUUAGACACUGUUGCGUCGGAACUAUCAAAAGCUGCGCAACAAAAUCCAACUGAACCAGUUAUAAUUUCACACACAAAGAAUUAG